Molecule: messenger RNA, 381 nt
Organism: Rotaria sp. Silwood2
Lineage: Eukaryota; Metazoa; Rotifera; Eurotatoria; Philodinida; Philodinidae
Source: the annotation of a GenBank genome assembly
AUGUCCAGCAAUACAUCAUCACAAGUUGGAGACAAAAAAAUUGACGACACACGCUCAGAAGAUCCAUCUCAUCCAGGAAUGUCAUCCGAUCCUGCUGAACGUGGCAAAGAGCUAGGCGAAGAAAAUGCCUGUGGUGGCCACAGUGUAGGCACAGGUGGUCAUGGCAAAAGCAGCGGCUGUAGUAGUAGACAACGUGUCGGUGGUAAACACUCGACGGAUAUGUUGCAGUUCACCGAAGAGGAACUACAUCCCGGCAUGAAUCCCGAUCCGGCAGCGCGAGGUGCUGAAUUGGGCCGUGAAAAUGCGCAAGGUAAUCAUAGUGUGGGCACCGGUGGACAUGGAGUGAGUGAAGACAAAAUUUUUCAAGCGACAAACGAGUGA